Molecule: messenger RNA, 996 nt
Organism: Aspergillus caelatus
Lineage: Eukaryota; Fungi; Ascomycota; Eurotiomycetes; Eurotiales; Aspergillaceae
Exons: 1
Coding region: 1-996 (331 amino acids)
Source: RefSeq, a predicted model, not a curated record
AUGUCCACCACCAACGGCUCUCUCCACAGCUCCAGAGGCAGUGCCAACCGCCACCCUACCGCUUUGGAGAUCAUCCAGAGCAAUGGCUUAGAAGGAAAACUCCAGGACAAAGUCAUCCUCAUCACAGGCUGCUCGUCCGGCAUCGGCAUCGACACAGCCCGUGCUCUGUCUGUCACCGGGGCUACCCUCUAUCUCACCGCACGUGACUUGAACAAGGCCGAGACAGCGUUAGGGGAUCUUGUCAAGAAACCAAACGUCCACCUCCUAACCCUUAGCCUCGACUCGCUGACCAGUGUGCGCGCCUGUGCGGAGGACUUCCUCUCUAAGAGCUCCCAAUUGAACAUCUUGAUCAACAAUGCAGGGGUCAUGGCGACACCGGAGGGUCGGACGCAAGAUGGAUUCGAAACUCAAUUUGGUACCAACCACUUAGGCCAUUUUACGCUUUUCUACCUGUUGAAGCCUACCCUGCUGGCUUCCUCAACCCCAGAGUUCAAUUCGCGUGUUGUCAAUGUGUCUUCCAUGGCACAUCGUUAUGGUGAACCUGUCUUGGAUAAUAUUAAUCUGGAGGGAAUCUAUGAGCCGUGGAUGGCAUACGGUCAGAGCAAGACGGCGAACAUCUGGACGGCCAGUGAGAUCGAGAGACGAUAUGGGUCUCAGGGCCUUCAUGGUUUUAGUGUUCACCCCGGUGGCAUCAAGUCUGGGUUGCAGCAAUACGUCCCCAAGGAACAGCAGGAUGCAUGGGAUAACGAUGAUGCGAUUGCUAGUGUGUGGAAAACUUCAGAGCACGGGGCUGCUACCACCGUUUGGGCUGCGGUAGCAAAGGAGUUAGAAGGAAAGGGCGGGAAAUAUCUUGAGGAUUGUCAGAUUGCAGAAAAAUAUGAUCGGAAUACUGGAACUGUUGGAAAGGGAUACGCGUCUUGGGUGUAUGAUGAGGCAAAACAGGCGCAGUUGUGGGAAAUGUCAUUGAAUCUGGCAGGGUUACAUGCCGAAAUCUGA